Molecule: messenger RNA, 1604 nt
Organism: Setaria italica (foxtail millet)
Lineage: Eukaryota; Viridiplantae; Streptophyta; Magnoliopsida; Poales; Poaceae
Product: cysteine-rich repeat secretory protein 12
Exons: 3
Coding region: 118-1092 (324 amino acids)
Cellular component (GO): plasmodesma
Source: RefSeq, a predicted model, not a curated record
CAUCCCUCCACGCUCACAGGUCGUCAUUUGCUGCCUCUUCCUCUCGUCCCUCUGAGCCUCGUCUUCCGAAGCUCUGCAGAAGUUACCAAGCACAAGGCCAAGAACAAGCAAGCAAGCAUGUCGAAGCUUCUUGCGCCAGCACCGCUCCCCGUGCUCUUGCUUCUCGUGCUGUCCGCGUGCACGACGCCCGCGCGCGGCGGCGACGACUACACGGCGUUCGUGUACGCCGGGUGCUCGCAGGCGCGCUACGACCCCGGGUCGCAGUACGCGGCGGACGUGGACACCACCCUGUCCUCCCUCGUCAACAGCGCCGGCUACACCGCCUACGCCAACUACACCUCACCGUCGGCCGCCACGGGCCUGGCCGGCGUGUACCAGUGCCGCUCCGACCUCCCCGCCGCCGUCUGCGGCGGCUGCGUCAAGUCCGCCGUCUCCAAGGUCUCCUCGCUCUGCAACUCGGCGGCGGGCGCCGCGGUGCAGCUGCGCGCCUGCUUCGUGCGGUACGGGAACGACUCGUUCCUGGGGAAGCAGGACACGACGGUGCUGUUCAAGAAGUGCGGCGGCGAGAGCGCCGGGGACACGGGCGUCGUGGCCAUGAGGGACGCCGCGCUCGGCGCGCUCGUGGCCGCCGCGGCGCCCCCCGCCGGCGACGGCUCCUACCGCGCCGGCGCGGCGGGGUACGUGCAGGCCAUGUCGCAGUGCGUCGGGGACCUCGGCGCCAAGGCGUGCACCGACUGCGUCUCGGCCGCGUCCUCGCAGCUCAAGGCCGGAUGCGGGUACGCCUCCGCCGGGGAGGUGUACCUAGGCAAGUGCUACGCGCGCUUCUGGUCCAAUGCCGGCGGCGGCAGCGGCAACGGCGGUGUACCAGCAGUCGGAGGUGGCGCCGGCACCGGCAGUAGCAAUGGCGUCGGCGGCGUGGGAGGAGCAAACAAUGGAUACGCGUACGGCGGGUUCGUGCCAAAUACCUAUGGCCAGCACGAUGAAUCCGGGAAAACCCUCGCCAUCAUCAUCGGCCUUGUGGCGGCGGUCGCCAUUGUUAUCGUCCUCCUCUCCUUCGUCCGUAGGGCCGGCGGUGUUGGUGGCAAAAGCUAAGAGCAUGCAGCGGGAUGGUCACGACUUGGCUCCAGAUUGGAUCGGUCGGUGGCUUUUGCUUGAAAACCGCUUUAGUCCAUCUGCCUCUUUAUAUCUUUUAGGGUCUCUUUUGUCCUGUCAUUAUCGGCCGAAACAAAGGGAAGCCAUGCUGAAACGACGCAAGCUGAAAGGCGCUCGCUGUGCAGGAAUGCGAAAGGGAAGAUUCCAGCCGCUAUCAACUAGUAGUACUAGCUAGCCACCAAGCAAGAUAAAAUUCACCAUAAAAAAUAGCAUGUGGCCUAUACAUACUUAUAUAUAUACUACAGCGUAUUUAUUUGUGGGACCCAGCAUAUGAUUCAUGUCCAAGUUGAUGGGGUGUGGUCAUCGAUCUCUUACCAUUGGUGAUGUGUCGAGUUAUGAUGUAUAUUAUUGUUAAUCUCUUUGAAGGUAAUUGGCUACUGGAAUUUUGUAUCCUUGCAUUGGGAAUAAUGAGCAUAUGAUAUAGUGAUUGGUAUUGAAGUUGAGGAGCUUAA